CCUCGCCCUUCUGCGGACCAGUAGUCUGGCCGGAGCCGUGCGUCCGCAGGCAGUGAACGCUCCUUGGCCCGGCCUUAGUAUAGGUCGUGUAGAGUGUCGCCUGUGAGCGGGGCCCUGGUCCCUUGGCGAGCCCUUGCAUUUUUUUAGGAUCCUGCGGACCCCUUGGGAAAAAGGCUUCUAAAUUUUACCUCAAAAAAAAAAAUUUUUUUUCCCCCCAACAAUUAUUUUUUAGUGGUUUCCGCCCCAAGGAAAGUCUUUUCUGGCAAGCAGUCCCCUAGGAAAUAUUUAUUUUUUAGUGUUUGGAGUGGUUUGCGAGGGAUUGGUAAUCACAGCAGGAGAAGCUAAGCUCAGACAUAGUGUGCCGUACAGUGUAUUUAACAUAUUAAGAUAGUGGUUACAUAAUAAGCCAAGGAGUCUGUUUCUUAUGUCUACAUUAUUUCUUGGGAACAUAGGACAAGUAAAGAGUGCACCUAUGAUGUAUGUUUUAGAAAUAGAUGUUAAACUUUGGUACGAAUGAAAAAUGUCUCUCAAUCCACCUAUAUUUCUCAAGGAAAAGGAAGAAAAUAAUUCAAAAUUUGUGGAAAUACAACAGUCACAAACUACUUCUAUAGCUGUGGAAGAUCCUCUUCAAAACUUAUGCUUAGCAUCUCAAGAAGUUCUUCAAAAAGCUCAGCAAAGUGGAAGAUCAAAAUGUCUCAAAUGUGGUGGUUCAAGAAUGUUCUAUUGCUAUACAUGUUAUGUCCCAGUUGAAAAUGUACCUGUUGAGCAGAUGCCACUUGUGAAGCUUCCACUGAAGAUUGACAUCAUUAAACAUCCAAAUGAAACAGAUGGCAAAAGUACUGCUGUACAUGCAAAACUAUUAGCACCCGAAUUUGUAAACAUUUACACGUAUCCUUGUAUUCCAGAAUACGAAGAAAAGGACCAUGAAGUUGCACUGGUUUUUCCUGGACCUAAGUCUAUUUCAAUAAAAGAUCUUUCUUUUCAUCUGCAAAAAAGAAUUCAAAAUAAUGUUAGAGACAAAAAUGGUGACCCCGACAAGCCAUCUAUUAAACGCAAGAAAACUGAAGAACAGGAUUUAAAUGACAGCAAGAGCCAAGAUGCAUCACUGAAAAAAAUUAUAUUUAUCGAUAGCACCUGGAACCAAACAAACAAAAUAUUCACUGAUGAGAGACUCCAAGGACUGUUACAAGUUGAGUUGAAAACAAGAAAAACUUGCUUUUGGCGCCAUCAAAAAGGAAAGCCAGACACCUUCCUUUCCACAAUUGAAGCCAUUUACUACUUUCUGGUAGACUACCAUACUGAUAUAUUAAAAGAGAAAUACCAAGGACAAUAUGACAAUCUCUUAUUUUUCUACUCUUUUAUGUACCAGCUGAUAAAGAAUGCCAAAUGCUCUGGAGACAAGGAAACAAGAAAACUUAUCCAUUAGUUUUUAAAAAGCUACUUAUGUCAUUUUAUUUUGCUAAAAAUCAAUAAACUUAUACUUGUGCUUUGUUUA
This is a messenger RNA of Hyaena hyaena (striped hyena), 1495 nucleotides long. RefSeq names its product DTW domain containing 1 (gene DTWD1). The transcript is spliced from 5 exons. Gene Ontology annotation, cellular component: nucleus. The record is from RefSeq and is a predicted model, not a curated record. Gene Ontology annotation, molecular function: tRNA-uridine aminocarboxypropyltransferase activity. Gene Ontology annotation, biological process: tRNA modification. Lineage: Eukaryota; Metazoa; Chordata; Mammalia; Carnivora; Hyaenidae. Bases 521 to 1426 code for a protein of 301 amino acids.